Erinaceus europaeus (western European hedgehog) is the source of this 3566-nucleotide messenger RNA. RefSeq names its product zinc finger protein ZFPM1. The coding region runs from base 330 to 2252 and encodes 640 amino acids. Gene Ontology annotation, biological process: negative regulation of transcription by RNA polymerase II; cell differentiation; heart development. NCBI's taxonomy places the organism in Eukaryota, Metazoa, Chordata, Mammalia, Eulipotyphla, Erinaceidae. The record is from RefSeq and is a predicted model, not a curated record. Gene Ontology annotation, cellular component: nucleus. The transcript is spliced from 4 exons. Gene Ontology annotation, molecular function: RNA polymerase II-specific DNA-binding transcription factor binding.
UAACCUGCAUUCAACCAGGUGCGCCACCACCUUAUCUCUGGCCUAGAGUUGCAGGCUGCCACUCUGCUGCUGGAGCCCCCUCCCCUCUCAGGCUGUGCCCACUCUCCCCCACAGAGGACAUCUUCCCCUGCAAGGACUGUGGCAUCUGGUACAGAAGUGAGCGGAACCUGCAGGCCCACCUCCUCUACUACUGUGCCAGUCGCCAGAACUCUGGAGCGCCUGUCCCCAAUGCUGAUGAGAAGCCCAAGGAGACCUACCCCAAUGAACGUAUCUGCCCCUUUCCCCAAUGCCGCAAGAGCUGCCCCAGUGCCAGCUCCCUGGAAAUCCAUAUGCGCAGCCACAGUGGAGAACGCCCCUUCGUGUGUCUCAUCUGCCUAUCAGCCUUCACCACCAAGGCCAACUGUGAGCGGCACCUUAAGGUGCAUACAGACACACUGAGCGGUGUCUGCCACAGCUGCGGCUUCAUCUCCACCACAAGAGACAUCCUCUACAGCCACCUGGUGACCAACCAUAUGGUAUGCCAACCAGGCUCCAAGGCUGAAAUCUACUCAGCAGGUGCCGGGCACCCAGUGGCCAAACUCCCUCCAGCAGACAGCCUGGCCAGUUUCCAGCAGCAUACAACCCUGCAAGGAGUCCUGCCCACUACAGACCAGUGCCCAGCGCCCACACCCUCGCCAGGACCCGACAGAAAGGCUGUGGUAGAGGCCACCAACGGAGAAACCAGAGCAGCCCCCCUGAAUGGGGGCAGCGGUGAGCCUCCUGCAACAGCCAAGGCAAUCAAGGUGGAGGUGGAGGAGCCCAAAGCAGAGCCAGGGACUCCGGCCCCUUCUCGGACUCCGUCACCACCCAGCCCUGCUCCGGUCAAAGUGAAGGCGGAACUCUCCAGCCCCACACCGGGCUCCAGCCCUGGGGCGGGGGAGCUGGGCUUAGCAGCUGGGACCCUCUUCCUGCCACAGUUCGUACUGGACACGGGCGCAGCGCCCCCUGCCUCUGAGAUACUGGCCAAGAUGUCCGAGCUGGUACACAGUCGCCUGCAGGGGAGCGUGGGGGGCGCGCCCGCUGGCCACCUUGCGGGAGCCCCCAAGGGCGCCACGUGCUUCGAGUGUGAUAUCACCUUCAACAACGUCAACAACUUCUAUGUGCAUAAGCGCCUGUACUGCUCAGGCCGCCGUGCCCCAGACGAGCCCCCAGCCCGUCGAGCCCGGGCGCCCCCGCUGCCCCCAGUCCCCGAUGCAAACUCGUCACCAGGUCCUGGGGCGCGAGAGGACGAAGCAGGGGGCGCGGCCACACCAGAGGCGGAGGUGGCCGGCAGGGGCAGCGAGGGCAGCCCGAGCCCAGGCAGCGGUGCAGACGAAGCGGACGAUGACCCCCGCCGGACACUGUGCGAAGCCUGCAACAUCCGCUUCAGCCGCCAUGAGACCUACAUGGUGCACAAACGCUACUACUGCGCCUCCCGCCACGACCCCCCACCGCGCCGGCCUGCAUCCACGGGAACUCCCGGGCCCACGGUGCCCUCCGCACCGCCACUGCGCACACGCAGGCGCCGCAAGCUCUACGAGCUGCACGCAGCAGGCUCCGCCCCCCCGGCGGCAGGCUCCGCCCCCCAGACUUCUAGCCCGGGGCCUCAGGGUCCCACCCCCGAGCCCACCAAUUCCCCAAGGCUCCCAGCCGGAACCGAACCGGGCCCCGCCCCCGCCGAGGGUCCAAUAGACCUGAGCAAGAAGCCACGGCGCCAGGCACUGGACGCAGCACCUGCCACCAGCCUGCCUGCCCUGGCGGACUACCACGAAUGCACGGCCUGCAGAGUGAGCUUCCACAGCCUCGACGCCUACCUAGCUCACAAGAAAUACGCGUGCCCCACCACCCCUCGCCUGCGCAGCACGCCUGACGACACCCCCGUCGUGUGCCCCUACUGCCCUCCCAAUGGCCUGGUCCGCUGCGACCUAGUGGAGCACUUCCGCCUGGCACACGGACUUCGGGUGGGCGAGGCCAGGACCCCCUCACCGGCUGCCUCCCGGGACAGUCCCCAUGCUGGCGGCCCGGAGCGCAGGGAGCCCCCGGCCCCGGAUGGCAGUCCCCGGCCAGGCCCACCCGCGUCCCCUGCACACUCAGACAAAGGCGUGCAAACCCCCGUGCCCAAUGGCAACCACAGGUUCUGCCGCCUGUGCAACAUCAAAUUCAGCAGCCUGUCCACCUUCAUUGCGCACAAGAAGUAUUACUGUUCCUCACACGCUGCAGAGCACGUGAAAUGACCCAGCACCCAGACUGGAAGCGGCUGGGCACCCCUUGUCCUGACAGAGGAGAGACCCUGGACAGCUCCCAUACACAGAUACAUGCUCAGACCUCUGAAGAGGGACUGCAGUAGGCAGUACCCUCUAGGACACUUAGCACUUAAGUCCAGUUUGAUGAGCAAGAUGGUGAUGCAUCCUAGUUCCUGGGCAGGGGGCCUCGAAUGGGCAUACACUCCCCCACCCCUCCUAACACACAGUCAGCUGAAUAGAGCCCUAGGAGGAGCCCACAGAAGCUCUAUCUGGGUCACCAGAUAUAAAGGGAAGGGUUGGUUUUAUCCUACCUAGUCUACGGCCCCUGCCUGUUUCUGGGGCCUGAUGUCACCAGUCCACUCAGAAGCCAGGGAGGAGUCUAGAAGUGAGAGCGACCUGGGAAGGAUGAAGCCCUUUGUUGGCUGAGGCUGGUAGGGGAGAGGGGACAGUUGACUUCCAGGGAUGAAUAAGGUAGGAGAGGGAUACCAUGACCCAGACUGGAUCCAUGGGAGCCAAAUCCUGAGCUGUGGGCAGUGUAUUCUCAUGAUGGCAGCACUGGGCUUCAGAGACAGGCACCCCAGUCUGCCCUGCUGGCACUGUGGAGACUACCCAUGCCAUCCAGAGAUUUCUGGCAGUACCAGGUGUAUCCAGCUGUAGUCUCACUGCUUCACAGUGGGUGGCCACAGGAACCUGUUAUCGCAGAUUUCCUGCUAGAAAAUGUGCCCAGUGGUCCUUUCCCAGCUUCACUUGAAGUGGCAGAAUGCCUUUCCAAAACAAGCUUAUCUAGCAGUCCAUAAUGGAUAAGAAUGAACUAUGACUUCUGACUUCUCUGCCUCAGAAUAACCAGGUGUUUCUCCCUGACCCCCAGAUUUCCUCUUCCACUCAGGCCCUGCAGAGGAGUGUAGGAGUGUCAGGUGUUGAACAGGAACAACCCACAGCAUAGCCCAGAGCCCCUGUCCAUCAGACACAUGCCCUUUUGCCUGUCCCAGUUGGUGCUGAGUCCAGAGCCUGGACCAGAUGACUACCUGGCCACUGCAGUCAGGCUCCCACACUUGAGAUCCGGUACAAGGGAUGGAGGGAGGGUCCCUGGCACCCCUCCUUGCAAACCAACUUGACCUCCCCUCUGGGAAGAGGUCAGUAGCCCAUGGUCCCAUCCCUCAUUUGCAUUGUUCUGCAUGAAUUUGCAUGGAGUCCCAGGCUCCAUCUCCAAGCCAGACUGCAAUUGACCUGCACACUGUUCUGAAAACAUGCCUGACCCUGAAGGUUAAUGUAUGUAAAUUUAAAAAUAAAUAUUUUUAAAAGGUC